Molecule: messenger RNA, 2358 nt
Organism: Otolemur garnettii (small-eared galago)
Lineage: Eukaryota; Metazoa; Chordata; Mammalia; Primates; Galagidae
Gene: CUNH10orf90
Product: chromosome unknown C10orf90 homolog
Exons: 10
Coding region: 1-2358 (785 amino acids)
Biological process (GO): regulation of centriole replication
Cellular component (GO): cytosol; centrosome; centriole
Source: RefSeq, a predicted model, not a curated record
AUGCAGCACUCUGGAAUUCCUACACAAACUCGCCAGAAGGGGUACGACUCCCUCCAUGCGGAAACGGCCGUGCAUCGGACUUUUCAGAUAAAAACCUUUAGUACGGAGUUGAAAAACCAUGUAAUGGUCAUGGAUUUUGUGAAGAGUAACUGGUUUCCCUCCCAGAGAAGAGCCAAAGUCUGUAUCAUCCGUAUGUGCCAAGGCUUGAAGACGGCUGAGCAGACUGCCAGCAGAUACGAGAUCCACAGCCGACUCUUCUCAUCCCCCGAAGAUCAUUCUGCCUGGGAAGGAAAUGAAAGUCUUUUGAACACAGGAUUACGGGACAACCAUUACGGUACAAGCAAUCAAAUUGCCUUUACAAAUCUCCCGUCUGAUGUUGCAGAGAAGAAAUCUGACUUCACUGAGGAGACUCUGGCAUCGCCAAACAGUAAGAUGAUCUCGUCCCUUCUCAUUUCCCAGCUAAUUGAUGAGAAUAAAUCAAGAGACAAUGGGGCCAUGUUGCCCCUUCCGUGCAUGGCCACGCGGCCUCCUGCACGUUGCCUGAAGCCAUCUCUGGCCAACCGCGGUGGCGUCAACAUCCGCAGGGUGUUCGCGUUACUUCCGGGCAGAUUAGGAAUCCCGACACCUUCAGAUGAGCGAGGACCUGAGAGAGAACUGCCACCCAAAGAGGAGAAGCUCUGCAGUGGUCCCCAAAAAGGGUUUGCAUCCAUCACCAUCACAGCCAGGCGUGUGGGGCCCCCAGCCAGCACCCUGGUGUGGGGGACCGUUGGGAGCCCACUGUGUCCCAAGUGCAGGGCCCAGGACACCCUGCUGCAGGACCCCCCGGCUGUGGCUGAGAGUGCCCAUCCACGGCGGCACACAGAGUUCUCCAGAAACAGCUCCAUGGUGUGGCUGAAGGUUCCUGAGGCCCAUGCACAGCUGUGUGAGGGACACGAGUACUGGGUCACCCAUGUGGACGACAAAGAGACCAGCUUUUCUCCAGAUGGCCCUCCGUCGGAAAAGGGCCCACUGAUGUUCAGUUCCUGUGUCCAUCUCAGGGUGUCUCGGCAGCGUCCAAAUUCAGCUUACUACUUAGACAAGCCUCUCUCUGUUCCCGUGGAGCAGCCUCAGGUUGCUGGCCCCCAAGUGCGCAAAUCUGUCCUGUCACUCACCCUCAAUUGUAGUUCCCACAGAUUAACAGCAGGUGGGGUAGACGGCCUGGCGAAUGGAGAGCCAAUGGGCAGGGCCCUGAAGCAGGAGCUCUCGGAGGGGAGCCAGGGCCUCCUCGGCAGGCGCUGGAGCCCAGGUGUACAGGAAAGCCACUUACUGACAGGAGGCCCGUCACUGGGGCAAGUGCAUCUGGGAACUGCCACGUGCCCUUGGAGUGGCUCCCCUCUGCUGGAAAACACAGCGUUUGCAGAUGUGGGAACUAACCAGGUCACUGUGAGUAAACAGGCAGAGAACCAAGUGAAGCACUGUCACCCCAGUGGUCGUGCCAACCAGCUCUCCAUUCACAUUCCUGGCUGGAGUUACGCAGCAGUAAACACAAACGUAUUCCCUGGAAGCAGUGAGAAGCAAGGAAGAGGGCGUGUGGCUUUGUCUGCCCCCCCAGUGGAACGGAAGCCCACUAAACCUUUCCUUCCCGAUGGGGACAGUUCUCCAGGCGAUGACUGUCAGUCUAGUGACCUUUCUGAGCCCACAGAGAGACGACAUCAAAGCUCCCUGGAACCCAGAAUCCCUUUUCCUGGGUUUCUUUGCCCCUUACAAGAUUUAUGCACAUCUGUGCAGGAAGACCCUGGUGCUCAGAUAGAAAGAGAGCUCCCUACAGGAGACCACACAUGCUGUGACUUGGUCGUUAAAAUAAAGGAGUGUCAGAAGCACGAGGACCCCACCACGCCCUCACCCUCGCCAGCGCCUCCUAAGCAGCCAGACGGCCCUGACCUGUCUGAAGACUAUUCCAAGCCUCAGCAAACAUCUGCGAGCUCCUUGACCUUGCAAGAAGCGCUGGAAGUUCACAAACCUCAGUUCAUUUCUCGCUCCCAAGAACGGCUGCGGAAGCUAGAGCACAUGGUGCAGCAGAGGAGGGCGCAGCGGAAGGAGGACCCGGGGCAGAAACAGAGCCUCCUUCCCGUCCGUGCCAACAAGAAGCAGUUCACCAUUCCCCACCCUCUCAGUGAUAACUUGUUCAAACCAAAAGAAAGGUGCAUUUCAGAGAAGGAGAUGCACAUGCGAUCUAAAAGAAUCUAUAAUAACUUGCCGGAAGUUAAAAAGAAGAAAGAAGAACAAAGGAAACGGGUGAUCUUACAGAGUAACAGACUCCGUGCUGAAGUCUUCAAAAAGCAAUUACUCGACCGGCUCCUUCAAAGGAAUGCAGUCUGA